Ostertagia ostertagi is the source of this 627-nucleotide messenger RNA. Lineage: Eukaryota; Metazoa; Nematoda; Chromadorea; Rhabditida; Trichostrongylidae. The record is from the annotation of a GenBank genome assembly.
AUGAUAAAGAAGGCACUCGAGGAUGCUCUCGAAGAACGACGUCAUAAGAAACCACUUUCACGUGUGCCAACAGAUCUAUUCGUACCAUUCCAAGACACAGGUCCAAUGGAAGUGGACGAAGGACUCGGCAUGCGCAACAGAGGAUGCGCUCUUGAGACGUUCGUGCCGCUUGGAAACUGUUCAGAACCCGGUGACGAGGUGUCCUGGGCGCGCACGAGCAACUUUGUUCAAGUAAGUAAAUUUCGAUUCAUCGCGCCAGACAUCCCUGAAAAAAAUCCAAUGCUGAGCCCCGUCGCGCAGAAUGACGGCUUUGUUAAGAUUACGAAUGUUCUUGCAGUGUGCCGUGGUAUCUACAUGUUAGCUGAAAACUGUUUUCCGACAUUUUUCAACUCGGUGCUUUGCAAUCAACAAGAGACGGGCUGUAUCUUUGACAAUUUCUCCGACAGAGCCCAUGGCAUAUGUCGGUCCGAGACCUUGUCGUUACGGGUGCUGCGAAAUCGCGGUGACACCGAAUGUGAGGACUGGGUAAUCGAGCACAUUGAGGUACGUGUUCUCUUUCUGUACCUCAUGACUCAUAGAUUAUUCCGCUUCCCAUUCAAAACACCUGUUCUCCAGGCAAUUACUUGA